AUGGAAUACGAUUCGGACUCAGAACUGCAUGCAACUGAUACCCUCCGCUGUGAUAGUGAUUCUGGAGAAGAUAAUCAAUCGAACGAAGGUACACCAGAAGGAAGGGAUUCGGAAAAAGAGGUCGUCACAGAAGCUACAUCCCAUGCAACGGAAGCUGGAAAGCAGCUUCAGGAUUAUGUAUCGACAAAUGAGCAUAAAAAUUCUUCUGACGAAUCGCCGGAUGUGGUGGAAACCAGUGGUACAAACAAACGUAGAUCAAAAUUCUCGCACCUUGUCGACAGUGAAUCUGAUGAAGAUGAAAUGGCGGUUAAAAUGAAUGAUAAAAAUGACCCACCACAGCCUAAUGUGGCUCAUCUGGAUCGAUUAAAAUCACUGGUAGAUUCGGAUUCAGGCGAGCAGCAGCAGGACGACAGAAGUGAGCAGAAAAAGAAAGUGAAAAAGCAGAUUAAGCGAAAGCCCAAACCAUCGCCGGCACUCCUUUCGGAAUCGGAUGGUGAGCAGUCGAAUGAUGAGGCACGUCCCGCAACGAAAGAAAAGCAGAAACGCAAACGUAAAAAAGACACAAAAACUGAAGUGGAAUCUUCAAGCGAAGUUAAAUCCGCUCGCGAUAUACUGGCCAGCCUUAAUUUAUUCUUCGAUGAUGAUGAUGACGCCGAGCAAGUUUUGCCCGAUAGGAUCGAUUCUGGAAAACUUGUUGUAUCAGCUUCUUCCGAGGACGAAUACAACGAAGGUUUGGUGCGAAGCGCGAGAUCGGCUCGUAAGAUGACGGCAAAGGAAGCGAUGGCAGAUCGACAAAUAAUUCAAAGUGAAUCACAACGAAUGGCACGUGAAAAGUAUAUCGAUGUUCCGUACCAUCGUACGAAAGUGUUUUCCUUCGAGGAAUUCCGGGCGCGGAAAACGAUCUGCAAACCGGACCCGUUGCGCGAUUGCACAGGCGAUAGCGCUCCGACCAACAAGUCGAUACGAAUGACUGCAGAACAGUUGGAGGAAUUUGCCCGUAAGCUGCAGGAGCGUGAGUUAGAAUCGCAACACUUUUUCAAGUCGGAAAGUGAAUCCUCAGAUUCGGAACCGGAUAAUAACGUUACGACAGAAGGUAAACCUGGCAACGAAGGUCGGCAGGAUAAUAUCGCACCAGAAGCGCACAAUGGAAAGAUACAAGAAGUUGAAGUAGAAAUGGUUGGAGACACAUGUACCGUUGAACCUUUGGACAAACUAAGCUCGUCUAACGAUAUUUCUCCACCUCCAUCUGUAACCGAAACCGCCAAAACACCGGGAGAAGAACCAAUUGAUCCUAUCGAUGAAAUUGUGAAUCGAACAUCCGAGAAUAUGGAACAGAUGAUGGCCUCUUUAAAAGAGCCAGAAACACUUUCCACCACCACCGCUACACCGGAAACCGAACAUAUCGAGAUCAAUUAUGAUGCAUUUACGUCAGAAGCCCGCAGUACAACGUUGGCAGCCAAAAAGGCAGCCCUAUUGGCGAGCCUAAAGCUUCCACCAUGUCCACGGCUCAGUGGAAGUUCGGACAUGAUAAUUGAUCUAGACAGUGGUACAGUACAGCCGAAAGAACCUUCCGGUGUGGAUAUUCUCUUUCAGCGGCUUGCCAAGUGUAGUGCAAGCGGUCAAAACGCUAACUCACCGGUGAGCAAAAAAUCCGUCAGUAUCUUAAGCACUGAAAAUGGAUUCGUCAAGCUGGACACUGUUUCACUGUUCGAGAAGGACGAGCGUCCGCUGGUGAAUAAGGAACCCGUACCUGGAGCUGCCUAUUCGAAGCUGAAACAGGCGCUAAAAGAAAAGAUCGACGAUAUUCGGCGAGAGUUUAUACGGAAGCGAGAAGCUGAGUUUGCUAAAAAAAUUGAUCUAGAAAAGGCGGAUGAAACGGACGAUGAGGAAGAGGACGAAGAAGAGCUGCUGGAAGACGAACAAGACAGUGAGAUGGAAUCGGAUGAGGAAACAGUGUCUAAUGCUGCUGCUGGACAGCAGAAUGACUUAUUGAACGAUCACGCGUUAGAGGAGGAUGCGUCUGCUGCAGAAGAGAGCUCGAGUUCGGAAGAAGGUGAAGAGGAAAAGGAUGAGCAGGGUGUUGAUGGGGGCGUGAAAAAGAGUGGAAGAAUUAUUAAAGCAUUUGAAGAUUCGGAUGAUGAUGAUAAUGAUGCUCCGCCAGCGAAGGAAAAUCAUUCGAAGGAACGGGAGCUGACAGUGAGUCCUUCAAUCGCCUUAACCGAUGGUGACAAUAUUGCUUCCGGAUUAAGCAUUAACAGCGAGCAAAAUGAAGAAAUGCUUUGGAAAGAUGAUAGAGCGAAUGAAAGUGCGGAAGUUGUAGAAGAUGAUUUGAUGGCUCUUUGUUCGGGACAGUUUGCCACGCAACUGCCACAAAACACACAGAACGAGUCAUUACCGCUUUCACAAGAUCGUCCCGACACUCUGGACCAAAUGAGCCAAACAAACGCGAAAUCUCUUUACACACAGAACCAGCAACCUAUUGGGGAAUCGCAACUAAUGGACCUUUGCUCUGGACGGUUUGAAACCCAAGCUGAUGAGCUGCAAUCAGUGCAGGCGACAACUGACACUACCUCACCGCAGUUGGAUAGUACUGAUAAAAAAGAAUGUGCAUUCGAUGAUAGCGAUGUUUGUGUUGGAGGUCGCUUAAUGCUAGAUUCGUCCGAUGAUGAAGCGGUGCAUAAGGAAAUAGAGCCCAAAAGCAAAAUCAAAAAACCCAAGCGAAAACAUCUAAACAUAUCCGACGAUGAGGAUGAUGAGCUUCGCGAGGAUGAAGCAGCGAUUGAGCAGCUUGCCGAUGAGGUUCCCGAUCCGGUACCCGACGACGACGAAGAUGACGAAGCGGAAGAAGCAGAACGGUACGUGGAUUACGAUUCGGAGGAGAACGAAGUGGAGGUGAGACUGACCAAGAAAGAGAAGCAACUGAUCACUGCCAAGUUCGUCGAGAACGAGGCAGAACUAUCCGAGUCGGAAUGGGGUAGCGCAGACGAGGACGAGCGAGAUCUCGAUCGGUAUGACAUGGAGCUAGGCGAUGAGGAGCAAUACGAUCAGCGUCAGCUGCAGCAGCAGCUGGAGAAAAUACACAACCGCCAGAUGCUCGAUCAGGACGAUCGUGAGCUGGAACAUUUGAAGGAAGUUUUCCUCGAGGAUGAAGAAAAAGAUGGCGUCGGACGAGAAAGGCAGUUCCGAUGGAAAAAUGUGGAGAAAACGUUUAGCUUGGAUUACGAUAAAACCACGGAGCAAGAUGGUGAUGCGGACGCGAACGGUAGUGACGACGAGGAGAUGGAACUAAACUGGCGCAAGAUGCGACACGAACGAAAUCUACUGCUCAAGGAGAAAAAUAUCGAUCUCGGUGCGGUUGAUUUGACUGCCACUACGCUGCUGAAUCCGGCGGACACAACGAUCGCUACCGGCAAUGAGCAGGAAAACAUGAAUCAGUUGGGAAGUACGUCGUGUGGAAAGAAAAAAAUCACAAUCGUUAGGAAGAGCGCCGCAUCUACUACAGUGGUAAAGGAGGAUAAUCCUUUCCUAAUCUCUAAAUCCACCAUCCUUCAGGGCCAUAAAGCAUCGUUUCUUUCCCGUGAUCAAGAAACGCUGAACAAGCUGGCGAGUUUGAUACCGGAAACGGAAGGCGCCACUAGUACACUUUUGACUGCGAAAGCACGAAACUUUGUUUUUGCCACUCUUAGUCCUGCAGUUGAGAAGUCCUCUAAACGAUCGCUAGAACCAGAAGGUGUAGAGGUUAACGCCAACACUAAGAAGAAAAAAACUUCGGAUAAGGGCUCGUUCGGUGCAAAGAAAAAAUUGCUACAUUCUACGCAAUAA
Messenger RNA from Anopheles maculipalpis, 3822 nucleotides. RefSeq names its product claspin-like. Gene Ontology annotation, biological process: mitotic G2 DNA damage checkpoint signaling; mitotic DNA replication checkpoint signaling; activation of protein kinase activity. Gene Ontology annotation, molecular function: anaphase-promoting complex binding. Bases 1 to 3822 code for a protein of 1273 amino acids. NCBI's taxonomy places the organism in Eukaryota, Metazoa, Arthropoda, Insecta, Diptera, Culicidae. The record is from RefSeq and is a predicted model, not a curated record. The transcript has 6 exons.